Molecule: messenger RNA, 708 nt
Organism: Zingiber officinale
Lineage: Eukaryota; Viridiplantae; Streptophyta; Magnoliopsida; Zingiberales; Zingiberaceae
Product: ethylene-responsive transcription factor ERF039-like
Exons: 1
Coding region: 16-708 (230 amino acids)
Biological process (GO): regulation of DNA-templated transcription
Molecular function (GO): DNA binding; DNA-binding transcription factor activity
Source: RefSeq, a predicted model, not a curated record
UCUCCUCUGUUCCCCAUGGAGCACAACCCACUGCACUACCCUCAUUCGAACUCUUCCUCCUCUUCUUCUUCUGCUUCUUCUCCUUCCUCCAUUGCCGCUUCUCCACCGAGCUGCAGCGGAGGCGCAGUUGCAGCAGCAGCAGCCGUUGCAGCCAACAAGAGGAGGAGGGAAUCUGCAUCAUCUGAAGAGGAUAUUAAUGGCGGCGCCGGCAAGGGGGCGUGCUCCUACCGCGGGGUGAGGAUGCGGAGCUGGGGCAGGUGGGUCUCGGAGAUCCGCGAGCCGCGGAAGAAGACCCGCAUCUGGCUCGGCACCUUCGCCACCGCCGAGAUGGCGGCGCGCGCGCACGAUGCCGCCGCGCUCGCCGUUAAGGGCCCAGCCGCCGCCGUGCUCAACUUCCCUGAUCUCGCCCCUCGCCUCCCCCGCGCAGCCUCGGCCUCCCCCGGCGACGUCCGCGCCGCGGCCGCCCUCGCCGCGGUCUUCCCCGAUAACAAUGGCCGCGGCCACGACGACCCCCACGACGGUAAGGUCGACGGCGCCAAUGGCGACGAAGAAGGACUCUUCGACCUCCCCGAUCUCUUUCUUGACAUAAGCCACGAAUUCUGUUACGAUUCGUUGUCAACGUGUCUGCCGACGUCCUGGGUCGCUGCCGGCGGCCAUAUAGAGUUUGCGGCGGCGGCGGAGGCGGAGCAAUUCUUGUGGGACUUUUAA